This is a messenger RNA of Aureococcus anophagefferens, 1209 nucleotides long. RefSeq lists its product as hypothetical. The record is from RefSeq and is a predicted model, not a curated record. Lineage: Eukaryota; Pelagophyceae; Pelagomonadales; Pelagomonadaceae. Gene Ontology annotation, molecular function: acyltransferase activity, transferring groups other than amino-acyl groups. The transcript has a single exon. Bases 1 to 1209 code for a protein of 402 amino acids.
AUGGCCGCCUACAUCGUCGCCGCGGCCCGCACGGCCACGGGCAAGCAGCGCGGCGCGCUGCGCAACGCCCACCCGGCGACGCUCAGCGCCGCCGUCAUCGACCACAUCCUCGCGUCGCUGCCCUCGCUGGACCCGGCGGACGUCGACGACGUCAUCCUGGGCUGCGUGUCCCAGUGCCAGGAGCAGGGCGGCAACAUCGCGCGCCACGCCGUGCUCUCGUCGACGCUGCCCAUCAGCGUGCCCGGCGCGACGAUCGACCGCCAGUGCGGCUCGUCGCAGCAGGCGAUCCACUUCGCGGCGCAGGCCGUCAUGUCCGGCACGCAGGACAUCGUCGUCGCGGGCGGCGUCGAGUCGAUGACGCGCGUCCCCAUGUUCUCCAACAUGCCCGGCGACAAGGGCGGGCCCGUCGACGCGGCGAUCGCGGCCAAGUUCUCCACCAAAGCGCCCUUCUUCUCGCAGUUCGUGGGCGCGGAGAUGAUGGGCGUCGAGUUCGGCGUCCGCCGCGACGAGAUGGACGCCUUCGCGGCGCGGUCCCACGCGCGCGCGGCCGCGGCCCAGGCCGCGGGCGUCUUCGACGGCGAGAUCGUGCCCGUCGAGGGCGUCGACACGGAGGGCGCCGCCGUCGCGCACGCGAAGGACGAGGGCGUCCGCGCGGGCACGACGGCCGAGAAGCUCGGCUCGCUCGACACGCUCGUCGAGCUCGGCGUCGCCACGGCCGUCGCCGGCGGGCCCGAGCGCGGCGCCAUCACGGCGGGCAACGCGUCGCAGAUCUCCGACGGCGCGGCCGCGCUCCUCGUCGUCAACGACGCGGGCCUCAAGAAGCUCGGGAGCGCCGCGACGCCCCUCGCGCGCGUCCACUCCCUCGCCGUCGCCGCCAACGACCCCGUGCUCAUGCUCUCGGCGCCGAUCCCGGCCACGGAGAAGCUCCUCGCGCGCGCGGGCGUCGCCAUCGGCGACGUCGACGUCUACGAGGUCAACGAGGCCUUCGCCGUCGUGCCCAUGGCCUGGGCGAAGCGCUGCGGCGCCGACGAGGCCAAGCUCAACAUCCACGGCGGCGCCUGCGCGCUGGGCCACCCGCUCGGCGCGACGGGCGCCAAACUCGCGACGACGCUCGUCCACACGCUCCAGCGCGAGGAGAAGCGCUUCGGCCUGCUCGCCAUCUGCGAGGGCGCGGGCACGGCCAACGCGACGCUCUUCGAGCGCUGCUGA